Amoebophrya sp. A120 is the source of this 6223-nucleotide messenger RNA. The record is from the annotation of a GenBank genome assembly. NCBI's taxonomy places the organism in Eukaryota, Dinophyceae, Syndiniales, Amoebophryaceae.
AUUUCUUUUCGGCAUAUGAGGGCGACGAACCUCUGUUUCGGGAAUUACCCCGAUUUGCGUCAUUAAUCGUGUUUUUCGAGAAUAUUAGAAAGUGGAGUUAGAAGUGGAUUCUUGCAAGCGAACUAGAGCUAAACUUCCAACAAGUAAGUACAUCAGAUACAUCUUCGUGUGUGAGCCAUCAACAUGGCUUGCUUGACGCCGGACGAGUUCGCUGAUCUCCUCACGUGUCCUAUCACGUACGAGGUUUUCGAGGAACCGGUUGUCGUCUCAACCGGCCAUACGUUCGAAAAAUCGGCGCUGCAACGGAGUACGGAAAGCCAGAUAGUGAAACGGUGCCCGAGGAGCGGCCAGCCACUCGUCGGCGACCCGGUGAGAAACUGGGCGGUCCAGUGGGCGCUUGACAAAUACAAAGAGAAGAUCAACGGAGGCGGCCAGGGGACUGCGGCCCAAAAUGUUGCCUCCUCGAGUUCCUCGCCGCCCGCACUGCACUUUUGGUCUCGGGAGCAACCACUCACGGUCGGGUACCUUUUCCGCGGAGCUCGAGCGCAGAGCCACGGGGUUUGGAUCCGGACUCUUCUGGUUGGAGUCUGCUUCUUCGUUCUGGGAAUUCUUGUCGGCAGCAGGCUUUCCGUCUUCAAGAAGACCGCGGCCGGAUCUGAGUACUACGGCGAUUUCUUGAUGAUCGUGUUGUACUUUCCAUUUGCACGACAAAAAAUAGAAGACGAGUAGGGGCUGACAUCAUCAGAAUUUCAAUUGCAUCGCUUCCUCACAUACACAUUUUCAAAAAACUAUCAGGUCUCCCUCCUUGGCGGAAAAGCAGGCCGCUGACAAUUCUAAACUCGCGUCCACCCUAGCCAACUUCCUGGCAUCCGCAAUCAGCGAAAAGCAGCUACUGGAGCGACAGACUACGCAUUGCAAAUAUAUACGUAGUCUGGGUCGGAAAUAGCAUAAGGAAUUGAAUUUGUGAUGCUGAUGCGAGACUCAUGGUAUGCAAACCUCAACCAAAUCUGUCUUGCAGGAAAAGGGUUGGUGAGUUCUUCGUCCUUGUGGGAGGGCAGUUUGUCAUGCGAUUUUGUAAAAUUUGAUUAGGAGAAUUCGUGGCAAUGAGUAAUAUCACAAUAGGCGGAAGCCAACAACUUGUCGUGCACUAGUACAUCAUCAUACUCAUUUCUUGUAGUUUUUUACCGUACUGACAAGAGGCAGGGCGCGAUGAAUGCAAACAUCAGCAACACAAACCGUGUGAUUUGUGUUUCAUCUCCAGACCCAGACCAACACGUAUCUUGCACUGGAUACCGGUGACACAGCUGCAACAUCACGUCGCCAAGACGACGUUCGGUUUGUCCGAGACCGUGUUGCAGCAGAUGGAUGCCGACAUGGCGGUGCUAUACGGAGUGUGGGAAACCGUCGGCGGCAAUUUCGGGCUCCCGCCGCCCCCCUACCGCUGGAGGGGGCGGGAACUGAAUUUUACAUCCUCCUCUUCCACUGAGGGGGCGCAGCAGCAGCAGUGCGCGGCCGCACAGGGGAACCCAUUUCCAGCCGCCCAAGGGUUUGUCUGCCCCAAGGUCGAGAUCCGAUUCGGCGAGUCGGGUGCAGAUGACCUCGCAGAAUGUCAGAGCGAUUUGCGCUGGACCACCCUAUCAAAAACGGUUCUCCGGAACGAGUUGCAGGUCGUCCAGCUGAAAUUACGACGUGCACUGCAAUCGGUUUCAGAGUUGCGGGAGCAGAAAAAUGCUGUGGAUCGGUCGAACGACUCCCUGGAUAUGCAAUGCAGGAAAAGUGUCGCACUGCUAUCUAGUAUAAAUCGCAAUACAAAUUCGAAUUUUCUCAUAUAGGAAAAAUGCAAUUUGUGAUGCUGCUUACUUUCAAUACAAAAACGAAAAAAAAGUCAACAUGUCAUGCUCAUGCGGUACAUCUACAUACUGCAAGUUGUAGUACACAAGGAUGUGCUGAUGCUUUUGCUGCAGUGGAUACUCGAAAAGCACUUACAACUAGCGACGAAGGAAACCAAACUGUUGCGGACAAGGAUACUGCUGCAGCGACAACAAGCUGCCGCGCAAAAGAAACAAGCAGCACAAGAUGGCGCGGCCGUCGGAUGUCCAGGUGCCGCAUUGGAGACUCCUCCAGCUUCAUCCCUGAGAAUGCCGGAUCAGGUGGAAGGUACCGUCGCAGCAGCGGGGAAUUACGCGCCACUGACCAGUGGCCACACAUCGUCUCACGGCGCGGCGCUGUUCUCGAAUUCAUCGAUCCUAAACGGAACUUGUCCGGUCUGGCAGCACUGGGAAAUGUUUUCAAUGGUAUCACAAUGAUGAAUCGAAACAGUUUAGCGCUCUGCUCAAACGACCAAACUACUUGGGUGUAAGUACGUAGCUUCUGCUUGUCUUCCUUUAGCAUUUUUUGAAGGUUUGUUUGCUGCGAAUGGUCAACAUUUUGACAUGGAGACACGGCAAGAAUAAGGGUGGCGGGAUGAGAAAACAUCUCUCUAUGUCUUCCUUGGAGAUGCUGAAGCAUUGGUCGUUUGAGCGAAUUUUCCGUAACUGAGCUCUUCGAUUCAAUAUUGCCCAAACACCUCCCCUGGCCAGAAGGAUAACGACGCUAGCCCCGGGAACGACUUCUCAGGAGUACCGACCGCUGCCGAAGCCCGCAACAGAGAACCGACCCUGCCAGUAAACAAAAAUAUGCGAUGCAAAUUUUGCUUUGUACUUAAUAGUGCAGGCUUGUCAUGCAAGACGUCAAGAAAAAUAUACAGCUGGACGUCAAGAAAAAUAUACAGCGACGCAGACGACCCCGACUGAAUCUAUUUGGGGUUGACAUCUUUCAAGUCGGAAAGACCAGAAGGUCAUGAUCGGUUUCAUCUCUUGGUUCUCGUGUCGUGUGAGCAAAGGUUCGUGUCGAUCUGAUUGCUACCACAAGCGGAGUACUUACAGGUUUUCUGAAGUCAGCUUGCUGCGAGAAUGAACUAUGGAAAUGGCAUCUUCAUCACAACGUGGGUACUACACAGCAGAAUUUUAUUUUGCAUAUUUCCGUCCACAAUAAUCGACCUCGAUGCACUUCUUGCAGUCGUCGCAACCUGCUCAUCCGCAACGGUAAACAAGAUUCUUGCUGGCGAACGUGGCUUUCAACACCCAAUCGAAGACGUGAAGGAGUUGUUGUCAUCGUUUGUGAAGGCCUUCCCGACCGAAGCGCCUCGCCUGCCCGCAGAACAGUUGGGCGAAUUGACCGAGCUCGUAGAGGUUACUGCCCCUCGCUUCGCGCUACUAAACCUGCACACUGGAUAUGGAUUCCGACGUAUUUUGGACGGCUACAUCAAGCAACACGGGCAGGUAAAUGAAAAGUUGUCAGGCACGGGGCUUGCGCGCGAGGAGGACGAGGAAUCGUAUCAGGGGAAAAUCGGCAGCGCCGGCGCAGACAGUUGCUUCGACGCAACAUUCCCGGCAAGUGGGGAAGUCCACUUGCCGCGGACGCAGGUUUCGCCGCACGUUGCUACGAUUGCGACCCCGCUUUUGUCCGGGUUGCUCACCCACGUCCGAGCAUUGCACAGAAAAUUCCCGCGCGACGGGACCAUCGCCGAGGAGCCCUCGUGGGAUUCCCUGCUAGGCGACUCCUUCACCGAGCUUCGGAACUACGACUGGGGUCUCUCCUACUUUCUGAAGGUCAAACUGGAUCUUCUGGAGCAGGAAGAAGCUCGCCGCGCACCGAUUCUAGCCGACGAAGUGCAGCUGCUCGCGUAUCCCGAAGUACUGCACGAAACAUAUGUUGCACUAGUCAAAUCGCACGACGAGCUGCGGAAGAAGCACCAGGCGCAGAAAGACCGGGUGGAGUUCUUGACGCCAAAAUACGAGGCCCUGGUCCGGUCCCGCGACGUCUUGCGCGGUGAGCUGCAGACCAUGCGCGCCAGUUCCGAAAAGCUAGCACUGAGUUGUGGUUUGAACGACGCCACCGUGGGCCCCCACUCUCCGGCUCUGGUUAAGUACUUGGCGACAGCAGUCAAGGAAAACGAGGAUCUCCGCUCCAGAGUCCAGGAAAUGAAGCUACAAGAAGCGACGACGAACUUCCUUUUCCUUGCGAAGAACGUGGGUGCAUUUUCUGCAGGUGACGUCGUGGUCGAGCAACGGGACAUUGCUAAGUUUCGGCUCUGGAACAUGUUCUUCCGACACACGCAGGAACCGGCCAGGGAACGCUCAACGGCGAGAGGUUGUGGGACCAAGAGAAGUGGAGUGAGUUUUACUUCUCCAGAAAAACAGAACUUGUUUGAUCAGCACGGUUUCUCUGCUCCAGCAACAUCCGACUUCGAAGACCCCGCUGGAAUCUGCGUCGCGUCGCCGCCGGCUGCCAUGAUGAGUCUGAUACCGACGUCGCACGAAGAGUUUCGCUACCAAGUGCUCGCUUUACUGAAGUCCCGCAACCAGUACAAGCAGCAGGCGCAGUCGCUCGAGGAAAAAUUGCAGACGACUUUAAUUUCCCGCGAGAAGUUUCUGCAGGAGAGAAAUGGCGUUGCGCAAAAAUUGGACGCUGCUAGAAGCACCAAUGCGGGCCUGGUUAAGUACCUACAGCUAGCGACAAAGGAGGCGGAGCGACUGCGGGCGCGUUUGCAACGAGGACAAGCGGACGAACAAAAAAGAGCGGCAUUUUCUCGCAGGAUAUUCGCGAGGAAAUCUACUUCUUGGAGGAAGAUGGCAGGAACAAAUAGUUCCGUCGUGGCAAACAAUGAAGAUUUACCCAAUCCCAAGAACGACGUCAAGCUGUCCGCCUGUUGCAAGCAAUGCAGCGCCGAAACGAAAAACUCCCGAAACGCCACUGCUCCGCAGGCGACUAAGGUUCAAGAUCCACAAAGCCUUCAAGAGGAGGACUUUUGCCCGGUCUGGACUCAGUGGGAGCAGUUCCUGUCUGUAUCAAAUCGAACCAAGAAACACUGUUGCGCAGCCGACCUACUUUCAUUUCAAUCUGGAGUGCAGUUUUAAUUUCGUUGGCACCCCGCCCAGAUGACACAUACACAUUGCAUGCUAUGCGUGGACAUACAGUGUCAUGGCAAUUCGAAUGAGAGUGGGAGCAACUCGAUUGUUUUUUGGAAUUUCGAUUUGAUACCACAGCACUGUGCGAGAGCAGAUUUUCGACGCGGGAAUAUCGGUGGAAGGCGAUGGCGAUUUGGAAAAGCCUGUAAAAAGUGCCGUCGGUAGUACGAACGGGAAAUUCUAGCUCGAGUGGUAAAUGUUGUACUGUAGCUUCAUGCAUUUGCAUGAUGAGUGCGGAUGGAGGAGCGAUUCUAUAUGAUAUCGGAGGCAAACUCAAACACAACUAAAGAACCGAUAUCUUCGUGAUCUUCCUUAUUGGAACUUCAACCUGAGAAAGAUGUUCUCGGCAAGUCGAAGAAUUCCACUUUCUCGCAAGCCACUAUAGCUUGACUCAUGUACAGACGUACAAUUGCUAUUCUGCAUCUUCACUGCAGACCUUGUACUUACAUGUGCUGCCGAAGAUCCGAAGCGAACACAAAACGAGACAGAAUUUGCCAGGGAUACUGCGAAGAAUAGUGGAUGUUGACGCUCUUUUUCUCAUCGUCCGAACCUGUGCCUCCCCCACCGUCAGAACGCUUAUUAUCGAGGGGCCUUGGGUGCUGUGGAAAAUCCUAAAAUCAGUGAUCGAUUAUUGGAAAUCCAGAUUUCCGACGGAUGACCCGAAAGAUGAGAACUUGGAAGCAGCGCACGAACAUGCACACGGAACAAGACGUCUAUUCUUGAAGCUGUACGCCGACACAGCGUACGGCGAGCGGAGCUAUGAGCAGAAGGUGCUGGAAAAAGGUGUCAAAAAAGCUGAGAAUACGUGGUCUGGAGCACGACAGGAGUGUCUGCAGCACGAAAACAGUCACAACAGUAGCACUAGCAAUGCCAAUGUCACCUCUUCGAGUACAAAAGCGCUGUUUCCAACUAAUCUGCCUUACAACGCGACGAGUUGCAGCCUCGAUGACGUUUUUCCUACAACAGGCGAAGUCCACGUACCGCGCGAGCAUGUGUCGGUCCAUGUGUCCAAUGCCGUGACGGAACUUUUAAAACGCGCGAUCAACUACGUCCGUGCGCUGCAUCAGAAGUUUCCUGCCGACGGUGGGAUAUCGCCUGAACCCACAUGGCACCAUCUGCUGUCUGCCCACCACGCAGCAGUCCUCGAAGCAAUCCGGGAAACUCGCGGCGAGUUCACUCGCGUCCUCGAAGAAAAACAGUUUGCUGUUUAUUGA